CUCCCCGGCACCAUGAACCGCCUCGGCUCCGGCCCCGUGGGCAGCGCCACUGCCGCCUCCGCCGCCGGCCAGUACCGGGUGUGCGGCAUUUGCCGGAAGGUGCCGAGACAGGAAAAAAGAGUACAAGUCUCCCCACCGCUGACAAGAGGACCAAGUGCCUUUAUACCAGAGAACGAAGUUAUGCAAGCAAAUGGUUUGGAUGAACGUACUAAUCUUCUUGUGGAAGAAUAUUCUACAUCUGGUCGCCUGGACAACAUCACACAGGUCAUGAGCAUCCAUACUCAGUACCUGGAGUCUUUCCUGCGCAGCCAGUUCUACAUGCUGCGCAUGGAUGGGCCCCUUCCUUUGCCCUAUAGGCACUACAUUGCUAUAAUGGCUGCUGCCAGACAUCAGUGUUCCUACCUAAUAAAUAUGCACGUGGAUGAGUUUCUGAAGACUGGUGGGAUUGCAGAGUGGUUGAACGGUUUGGAAUACAUUCCCCAAAGACUGAAAAACCUGAAUGAAAUAAACAAGCUCCUUGCACACCGACCCUGGCUGAUCACAAAAGAGCACAUUCAGAAACUUGUCAAGACUGGGGAAAAUAAUUGGUCUCUUCCUGAACUGGUGCAUGCUGUUGUCCUGUUGGCACAUUAUCAUGCCUUGGCAAGUUUUGUAUUUGGUAGUGGCAUUAAUCCAGAGAGAGAUCCGGAUACAUCUAAUGGAGUCAGACUUAUAGCAGUCAACAACUUCUGUGUCUGUGAUCUUGCCAAUGACAACAACAUAGAAAAUGCAUCCCUCACAAGUAGCAACUUUGGGAAUGUCAUGGUGUUUUUGCAGAUUGCAGAUUCUUUAAGUGAGCUGGAAGCCUUAAUGGAAAGGAUGAAGAGGCUACAAGAAGAUAAAGAGGAUGAAGAAGCCUCUCAGGAAGAAAUGGCAACUCGCUUUGAAAAGGAGAAGAAGGAGAGUCUGCUAGUAAUUAGUGGAGCAUUUGAUGAUGAAAUAGUUUCUACAGAUGUCUCCCGCUAUAUUGAAGAUCCUGGAUUUGGGUACAAAGACUUUGCAAGGCGAGGAGAAGAUCAUCUGCCAACAUUCAGAGCUCAGGAUUAUACUUGGGAAAAUCAUGGCUUUUCCCUUGUAAACAGGCUUUAUUCUGAUAUUGGGCAUCUCCUUGAUGAGAAGUUUCGGAUGGUAUAUAACCUCACGUAUAACACUAUGGCAACACAUGAAGAUGUUGAUACAACUACGCUACGAAGAGCUUUAUUUAACUAUGUCCACUGUAUGUAUGGAAUCAGGUAUGAUGACUAUGAUUAUGGAGAAGUUAAUCAGUUACUUGAACGCAGCCUGAAGGUUUACAUAAAGACAGUGACCUGCUACCCAGAGAGAACUACCAAGCGCAUGUACGAUAGUUACUGGCGUCAGUUCAAGCACUCGGAGAAGGUUCAUGUCAAUCUGCUUCUAAUGGAAGCUCGUAUGCAAGCGGAACUUCUGUAUGCCCUUCGUGCCAUAACUCGUCACUUAACCUGAAGCAUCCGCUGAGCAGGAGUAAAGGAGUUUUACUGAGUAUGUAAAGACCUUUUGAAAUAGAUACACACCAGAAGCUGUUUGUGAUGUAGCAUCAGGUUAUUCAAUUCUCUAGUGUCAAAGUUUAGCCGUGCUUCUUGGCGGCUGUAAUGUGCAAUGACGUGUUUUAUUUUUCUUGAUGCUUAACAUUACUAAUGAUAACAAAAGUAACACUGAGGAGCACUACUCUGCAUUGUUUCCGGCUGGAUUUCUGCGCAGUGGUCAGGAUCCUGAAACUGGUUUUGUUAUAUCCAAUCCUAGCGCUUUGUUCUUUAAGCACCGGAGUGAAGUGCUUAGAGACUUCUUUUUCCAAGCAAUCAUUUUUCAGAUUAGUGGAGUCCAGCAGGAGAUGGGUUCUGCCUGUCCUGAGAACACACCACCACAUCGUGACUUGUGAUGGAGACACACGGGCUGAGUUGCAUUGAAUUGCCCACUGGAUUCUCCUGUGUCUCCUGGAGAUGGCUUGCCAGUCACUGUCUUACUACAGCAAUUGAAGGUGAUGCGAGAUGUGGAUGCGAACAUUGAGCACACUAUAAUGUGAAAUGAAUCAUGAUAAAUCCUACAGCAUGCUACUGAAGUGCAAAAUUCAUCUGCUUUGUCAUGCCCCUUCCCAAGAGAAGAGGCCUCACGAUUUCCCAUUUCAGCCACACUUACUGUGUUUCAAUCAUGCAUAACCUUGUUUUACUGACAGUCACCCUCAGUUGUCCUUACAAUAUCCAUGUUCAUCACAUGCUGCAAUUUGUUUAGUUGGCACCUAUAAAGUUAAUACACAGGCUGACCAAAAACAGGGUGGUGGGUUUUUUUGCACUCUCUUCUUUCUCAAUGUUCUACCUAAGGAAAAGUAAAGGAAGGCUAGCAUAUCUGUUCUUUCAUAUUGGAUGUGUAGAAAUUUAUUUCCCAUAACUUUUUCAUAGCAUGAAAUUUUAAUACUUAAAGAAGUUUCUAUGCAUUAGUGUGAGUGAACAAAAGAAAAGUGCAAUAUUUAAAAAGAAAGCAAGCUUUUUUCCCUAUCAUGCCACUGCUAAAGUGUCCUUCUUACAUAGCCAUAAAGAAAUUUUAAAACCAAAUUUCUUUAUUGUCUAAGGCCUAGCAGUUUUGUUUUAGCUUUUAUGGCUUCAGACAACCUGAUACUGAGAUGCCAAAGCAUCCCCAAAACAAAGCAUUCUUGGACAACCAGUAAUAUUGGGGAAGGGAAGAAAUAAGCUGCCAAAAAUGUCACACACUUUUGUGCUGUUUUCUGUUGCUUUCAACUAAUUUCUAAGAGCACAAAAUGUUGAUAUUUAUAGCUUUAUUUUGUAUUGCAUUUAAUGAACCAGUGAAGUGCCUAAAGAGAUGCUUAAACUUACCCAGUAGGAUGCAAGUUGUCACCGCUUCAGCUUCCGUCUGUUGGUUUGGGCUUUUCAUAUUUCUUUGAGGAGGGUGACCUUUAUUUCUGCUGCAUACAUUCAAAACUAACUGGAUAGGUUUAUUUUUAAUGUGCCAUUGGACUGUACAAGUUAAUACCGGAUUUUUUUCAUCGGUGAUUGCAGAAUAGUUUAAAAACCUACUGUUCAUAUUCUAACCUUUUCAUUGACAAAAUCAUGGACCAGAAUGCUCCUAAAGUCAGUUCUCUCUUUUCUUCCCUUUUCCUGAACCUUGCUGUGACUCCACAUGUUGGUUUUCUCGCUUUAUCUGUCUGUUCCAGAUUGGAAAGCUAAAUGAUUGUACACUUUCCUGCACUUUCAGACUGCAGACUCUGCAUGUGAAAACCUUUUGAGGAAGAAAUCAGUAAUUAUGUUUUUUUUUGAUGUGACGUUGGCUGUUUAGCAAACUACCCAAUAGAGAGCAUCAGAGAGAGCGUUGGGUAAAACAUCACAUUUAUUUAUCUUGCAUAGCUAACUGCAAAGAUUUCUCACAAGUACUGAGAUGCUCAUAUAUAUGAACUUAGGUUAACUUCCUAAGUUGUUAUGAUCCUUUUUGCUCCCUCCUCUGAGUGUAGUGGCCAUACCUAAUGGCUUUUGUGCAUAAAACAGUUCUGCUGAGAGAAGUUUUCAUGCAAUACUUUUAGUUUUCCUCAAGUGAUGGGAACUGUACAGUACUACUUUAAAUCCCUUUGCUUUGAGAAGUCAAGUAGUUCUCAAGAAGCACAGUUGAGCUCUGGAAAGGACGUGAAACUUGGUUUGGUUAACUAAUAUGAUGGCUUAGUUUCCCUUCAGAAAAGCAAAGACUCUUAGAGUAGAUUGAAUUUUACAUUUGGAAACAUGAGUGCCUUUACUUCUUUCCUUAUGAUACAUACUUGCCAGCUCAAAUGCCUUCUGAGCAAAGUACAUGAGCAGAUUUGAAAUACAGAAGCCAUCAAUGGAUUGCUUCAUGAAAUUUAUAGUAAACCAGUGAUUUCUUCUUUCUUUAAGGUGCCAUAUCACGUCGUAUAUGGCCUGCAAGACAUUCCGCUAUAGGAAAUGUCAUUGUGCAACUAGUUUGCUAUUUCUCUCUCUUUCUUUUUAACAUUAAAUGCAAACUUGAAACGUCUGGAAAUGUUUUCCACGUGGCUUUUUUUUUCCCCCAAGUAUUGCAUUUACAGUGUAACAAUUUAUAGCCUAGUUUUUAUACUCAGAUUUAUGAUUUUGAGUAGGUGUUUGUUCAGAAUAGGUGUUUAAAGUCAGACAACUCUGCCAUACACUUUAUGCACGCUUUAGGCUCACACUGUGCCAAAUUUCAAUGUGCAAGUGUUCUUGGAUGUUUCUGCAUUUUGAAAGCACUCGUGAAUGUGAAUCUUUACACUUUGUUUAUCAAUAUUAUCCUUAUGGGUACCGUAAUCAUUGCAAAUGUAGAUACUCGCCCUCCAUGUUCCUUUAUUGGAAUUGGUAUUUACCAGCAUUAAUGUUAGUCCACAAAAUGCCAGCCAGGACCAACAUCAAAACAAGUGUACAGUCUCCUGUCUACAGAAGAGAAAGCUUGGUAGGCACAAAUUAACCAGCUACACAGGGAAUGCUCUUAAGUAGGGAACAGAGGUUUUGAGCAUGGACAGCUUCUUAUUAUUGCAGAAUCACUUCAAACUCUGUGCUGGGACAGAUACAUUCUUGCUGAAAUUGCUCCGUUUUUUUGCUAAUGAAGAGAAAUGGAAAAGAUGCUGAUUGGAGAAAGCAUUUGCAUUUCCCAGAACACUCCACCUGCAGCUGAACAUCACAAGUGUGGCAUCAGACAGGAAUAGAAACCAUUUUAAACUAGGGAACAGUUUGUGCAGAUAGCCACUAAAGCCAGCGUUGUGGUACCCUGAGAGAAUUUUGGUGAGCUGUAGAUGGAUUUAUUUUCAUCAAGACUAAACUGAAACAUAAAUUCUUUGUCUUAAAGCCUUCAUUGCAAUGAAAAGGAUGUACUUUCAGUUGUAAGAAUUAAAGAAUUGCCCCUCUCAGCUCUUCCUAGGUAUUAAAAAAACCUUAAGGACAGGAAAAUCAGUGGUUAUAAACAAUUACAAGUCUCUAUAAAUAUAGAACAGAUCAGAACAGAACAAAAAGGAAAACAUUUUGCUUCUCUGUUACUUGAGUGCACAAAGUCAAAGCUCCAGAUUCCUCUAAGUAUUUUUGUUCGUAGUGAUACUCAGAGAUAUUUUCAUGGGAUGUGGAAAAAGCAGGAGUUGCCUAAAUUUCAAUGGGAAUUUAAGCACUUAGCAAAAUUCUACAAGGUGCCCACUUGCAUUUUUGAGUCAGGUUUUUAAAGAUACUUAGUCACCUAAAUCCAACAGCAUAAAAUCAGUUUCCAUAGAGAUUAAAGGAAUAAUGUGUAGCAGACCCACGUGAUUCACAGUGAUUGUUAAUGAAAUGGGUUGUUUUGGGGACUUAAUAUAGGCUUAGAGAAAUCUUUCCCAAAGCAGUUAGACUGUAAGCUGCUGCUCUUGCAGAACAGGUUCUCAAUGUUUCUCAUGCAUGUGUGUUUUCCAUGAACAUAGGCAUGCAUUUCAGGCUCAUGUUCCACAGUUCGGACUCCCUUUUAGAAGAGCUGGAUUGGAUUUAGAAGAGUUAUUGGUGGUAGCAAGUGGAUACUUGGUAGCUUGUACCCAGACUAAAAAGUUUGGGGUAAAAAGAAAUACUCCAAAUCUUGAUUUCAAGUGUUCAGUUAAUUUCCUUAGAGGUUUGGAUCCUUCUCCCGUAAAUAAGGGGUGAUGUUGCACAAAAUAAAGGGAGAAAGGAGUGGAUUCAUUGUAAGUGAACCUUCCCAGAGCCAAUCUGAAUAUAAAGCUGUAAGAGUUGGUUUGCUGUAAGCGAUCAUUCCAAGAGCUGGACAGAAGUGUCAAUUUUCACUAUAUGAACUCCAGAUUUAUUCUCCCUCAUGUCCCCCAGCACUGUGUUUGUCAGAAGAGGUGCACCCACCAGCUUUUCCACAUUUGGGAACUGAGAAUGUUUAUCUCCAAAUGAAACUGAAUUUAGCUUUUCAUCCUUACUGCAUAGAUCACAGGUAUGGGAGAUGGAGAGAGCACAGUAGCAUGAGGAAACUUUAGGAGCAUCUUGAUCAGUGUUAAUGCAUCCCUUAGAGCAUGUUUCCUGGCAUGUGGUCAUGCUGCUGCUCCCACAACUUGCGUCAGCUCUCUUUUGCAGACAUUUAAUCCUUCUGCUGCUCAAAAGGGGCAAAAGUUGUCAUUUUCCAACCUGGCAUCCUGCAUCAAGUGCUUCCUUUCUUCCCAGCUCACAACCCCUCGCAAUCAUGCAGGGGCAGCCUCCGAGCCUUAGCCUUGUAAAACAAUGCUAGGUUCCUCUAUUGCCAUUUGAGUUCAGAGGGACUUGCGCAUGUUCAGAAACACUCAAUUGUUGUAUUAGGUUAUUUCUGGACAGGAAAAUUCCAAAUCUGGUUCAAAAGGAUGACAGUCAGUACUUGCUUACAGCAUCUAGGUAGCAUUUGCCAGUAGCAUGUUAGGUCCCAUCUCUGGAGUUACAGUGAUAAUCCAGUGAAUCCAGUAAGGAAUGCUUUCUUUGGCAAGACUCCCCAUGCUUGAGCUGUUCAGCCAUGCAGGUUUCUUUGGGGGACAUAUAAUGGGGGAUAUGAGGUCCUCUUGUGACAGGCAGCUUCUUGGGUGCCCUGCAGCCAGCCUCCGGAACAAGUGGAUUUGGGUUUUUCACUUACCUAUGGGAUAAAUCCAGAUGCACUCCAUGGAGUGGCUGCUGGAGACAUAGGCAGGGUUGGGUGUUCCUACAGGUACUGAGUAUCACCAGGGCUGGUGGAAAAUAGAAACCUGAGUUCUGCUUUUGUUCUUGACAGUAGUUAGAGGUGGUAUUGAAGACGCCAGUUAAUACACUGGUGGUGAGCGAGCCAUGCUGUCAGCAUCAGAAAGUAGAGACCACAGGCACCCAUGAGGGGACACAACCAGUGCAGGAGGAGCUGACACGUUGGCCAGUUGGAGAAACUUGACCAGUGUGUCUGAGAGAUUCCUGAGCUUCUCUCUGCUUAGAGACGGUGGGAGAUGCCUCAUUCCGAGGUGUCCAAAGGGCUUCUGUAGGACAAGAGCUGGGGCCCUUUCCUUGCUCCACAGAUGGAGCAGGGGAAGGGAACCGUUCGCUUCUGCCCAAGAAAAACGUGCUGCUGUUGAACUGCAUCUUCUUGCCCCCACCAGAUGGGUGAACCCCCAAGCGUUGUGUCUCCAGCUCAGGGCCCUGGGGGGCAGCAGCAGCAGCAGGUCCAAGCACCCACAGUCCAGAACUCUUCCUCAUUGCCCAUUUCACACUCAUGUCGUGCCACCAGACCCAAGCCUCCUCCCUCCAGCCCAGCCGCCGCAUGCCCAGGUGGCUGCAGGAGAUACUGGCUUUUAGGGGGAAAACAAUCCCAAUUAGGCUACAGCCCUUGGACUCGACAAGGCAACGCAGUCAGGAAUCCUUUCACGACUGUGACCUGGAACUGGAUAUAAACUGUAGCUUAUAAAAGAAACAGGAACUUUGUAAACUUGAAAUCUCUCGGUUUUACCCUUUUCUCCUUUUGCUGGAAAGCCACACGAUGAAUGUAUAUGCUUUUCUCUUUCUAUAUCCAACCUAACUGAGAAUCAGACUGCCAACACCUUGUUUUGUAUUAGCCUUUUUUCCUUUUUUUUUUUUAGAGAAAAACAACAAAAAAAAAAGAGUUUGUGAGCAAUAUAUGUAGCAUGCUGUGAACGUCUGUUUUGAUCCUUAUAGUUACUCUUUAAUCCAUCAGUAUUAACACCAGUUCUUUUUCGUGUUCCCCUUGGUACUUUGUAUGCGGUGUAAGCAGAAGCUGUGAUCGGCUUUGCAGUCCUGUGCCGUGUUACUGUAACUCCUUGAUUCUUUAGGAAGCACCUGACUGUGGGCCACCCUGGCGCAGGCAGCGUGCCCAGACACGACUGCCACCCUUCAAGUCUCUUGUACUAUGUAUAGUUUUAAGUAGAAUAAGCUUUUUAACAGAAUAUUGAUGCGGUUUUUGAGUCACGCAGGCUGCAAGUGUCUGGUGUGUGAGAGUCUUUGUAUUUAUAGUUGUUGGGGUUUGGUUUAUUUCUCGUUUUGUUGAUGUUUUUUGAAUUCAUAAAGUAGCAAACUUGAUAAACAUAGCCACUUUAAACUGCUCUUGCUAAACAGACCCUGCUGUAGAUAAAAUACCACUGUAGAUACAGGGAGGUGCUCCAGCAGACCCUGGGUGAGCAGAGCCGCUCUUUGCAAAAAGCAUGGUCCGAGCUGCGUGGCCGCCCUGUGUUUGAACACAUUUGGACCCAAACGUGGGGCAGGCUGAGAUCUGGGAGUGUUUCAUCCCCUGUGCCCAUAAUCCCACCACUGGCAUGGUCUGCUCACUGUGCCUGAGGGGCACAUGAGCCUUGCUGGUGUCUGGAGGGAUGGACGGACCAGCCGCCGCUCCGAAAACAUGGGCAUGGCCUUUCUGCAGCCCGAAAGCUUCCGAGCCUCUCUGAGUGCAAGCGUUAGCCCUCAUGUGCUGUAUGCAGAGCCCGGCAUGGUGUGAUAAGGAGCGGCAUCAGCUCCCCAUGGGCAGCUGUGGGUCGGAGGGGCUGUGGCAAGGCAGUGCCCAGGGGUUGGCAUUUCAUUGCAUCUCCCCCCUCUGACAUGGGAUAAGUUGUACCCAGCUUCUUGCCUCCUCUGCCACGGCCCCAGAGGUGUUCCAGGAUGGAGGAUUAAGGACAAAGCUCUGGUCCUGCUGCUCCAUCCCACCCCCUGGAAGCGAGGUGGCUCCAUGGGUACCACGGUCCCCCCAGCAUCCCGCAGGCCUCCCGUCCUGCCUGCCCUGAGCUCCGGAGACACGCUGCAGACCCCAUACUGUCCUAGAGGGUUUACUGCAAGGUGAGGCAGCUGCUAGGAGCUCCCUGCGGGUUCUCCACAGCAGCUUUUACCAGUUACUUGUUCUGUUAUUGCUGGUUGGGGUUUUCUUUGUUGGAUUCCUUUCUGUUCCCAGAGAACGGGCUGACCUGGCGGGAUGGAUUUUCUCUUUGUGUGUGACUUGUGUUAGUUUUUAAGUUACCCGACUUGAAUUUAUCUGAAAGAUGCAGAAGGAACUCUUUUUUUUUUUUUUUAAUUUUUUCUUUUUUUUUUUGGUGAGUUAAGAGACAAAAAAAAUGCAUUUUUAAACAAAGGAAUCGUGUAUUAACAUUUUAACAGCAAUUCAUAAAUCUGCACUUUUUAUGAGGUUUUGAAAAAUCUAUUUAUAGGUACGGAACAAUGGGGUUUGUUUAAAACUGUAUCGCAUUUAUACUUGCUGAAAUUACUUUCAUUGUUAUCAGUAGGAAUUUCAUUGGUUAAAUAAAAUGGAUAAAACCUG
Molecule: messenger RNA, 9276 nt
Organism: Pezoporus occidentalis (night parrot)
Lineage: Eukaryota; Metazoa; Chordata; Aves; Psittaciformes; Psittacidae
Gene: SESN3
Product: sestrin 3
Exons: 10
Coding region: 13-1503 (496 amino acids)
Biological process (GO): regulation of response to reactive oxygen species; cellular response to L-leucine; cellular response to leucine starvation
Cellular component (GO): nucleus
Molecular function (GO): oxidoreductase activity, acting on peroxide as acceptor; L-leucine binding
Source: RefSeq, a predicted model, not a curated record